UAGGGCCCAUGAAAGUUGCACCGAGUAGGUCAAGGUCGACUUGUCGGACGACUCCAAUGACAUCGCCAAGAUCGAGUGAUACAUUGAGAAGUCGGUCAGGCUUAUGAAGGGAAUCGAGGCACGAUCCAAGGCACGAUCCAAGGCGCGCAUGACUUCCUUCUCUCGUUAUACCCGUAGCUCGGGAACAUGGAUGCCCUACGUCGGGAUCGCGACGAGCUCUUGGAGCGUGCCAAAGCUAUGGAGAGCCGCCUGUACGAUCAAUAUAUAGCCUUGAGAGAGCUGAAGAAAGUGAACACUGGGCUGCAAGCCGAGUGCGCCAAGCUACUAGCGGUGAAGGCUGAGCUUGAAGUCGAGUGCUCCCAGCUGUCGGCGUUGAAGGCUGCGCUGGAAGUCGAAUGCUCUCGGCUCAAGAAAGCUAAGGACACCGCCGUUGCCGACCUCGUGGAGGCACAAUCUCAGGCGAAAUCCAUGGUGGAGGCUACUAAGACCAUGACCCAGGAAGCUGAGUUGGCUCGGGACCGGCUCAUCACGGUUGCCCUUAACGUGCUCGAGGCGACACCGCUGUUAGCGCAGGGCUCUUUGUCGGUCAGUAUAGACGGGGUGAUCCAGCAGCUCGAGAAGAUGCCUAUGACUCACAGCGCUGAGCUGCGGGAGACAACGAAGUUGGCAUCCAACCACGCCAGCGCCAUUGUAAAGUCGCUGUAUCCCCGAGUGGAGGUCAACACCAUCUGCGACCGGUUUGCCGCUGACUGCGACGAGAAGACAGCAGUGAAGUACAUCAAUGAAGCGUAGAAGGGCGCCGAGUCGGUCGUAGACGACCUUGGCCUGUAAAGAAGUUGGAGAAUUUGCAGUAGUUUGCCAUAUUUAGGCUGAACGAUUGUAAUGUGAUUUUAUUUAAUCUAUUUGCU
Molecule: messenger RNA, 908 nt
Organism: Oryza brachyantha (malo sina)
Lineage: Eukaryota; Viridiplantae; Streptophyta; Magnoliopsida; Poales; Poaceae
Exons: 4
Coding region: 187-792 (201 amino acids)
Source: RefSeq, a predicted model, not a curated record